Molecule: messenger RNA, 2087 nt
Organism: Haliotis rufescens (red abalone)
Lineage: Eukaryota; Metazoa; Mollusca; Gastropoda; Lepetellida; Haliotidae
Exons: 9
Coding region: 274-1563 (429 amino acids)
Source: RefSeq, a predicted model, not a curated record
UAAAUUUGUUUUGAUAUGGGUGUGGGCGAAAUGAGGACAGGCCGACUGGAGGCACACCACGAGGUCGGUGAUGCAUUGCAAUACCUUUGUUCAACCGUUUCUGUUUACACGUUAUCACGGGGAGUAUCAGGCGAGGCUGCAACCGCAUAUGCAUCCGGAUUAUGCGUCUAGUAGUGCCACCGUGAAUACUUAUAGGGUAUACACUGCGUGGAUACAUGACACUAACAGGAUCUACUCUCAUAACAUCUUUCAAAGCAGGUGCAGGACACAAAGAUGGGGAUGUCAAAAUACCUGCGGAAAACAGGUGUGCGAUUUUUUAUAAAACCCUUUCUGCUCCUUAUGACUCUGUUCGCCUUUUACGUCUCUCUGCGAUCUCAAAUCACAUCACAGAUUUCUAGCGAGGUCGAACGGUUGAGAGCUCAAGUAAUUUCAAUCCAAACGAAAAAUGGAGAACAAUUGCACAUUCCAGACACAGUUGAAUCAGAGGAGGUCGAUUCACUUCCAAACAUCCAACAUGGAACAGGGACGCAGGGGAACCACCUUGAGAAAACGUUGGUCAAUAUAUAUAAAUCAAAGUUGAAAGAUAUUAAAGUCCCGCCGUCGACAGCUAAGCUCUCCUGUGAUGAUGAAGAGAGCAUUGACAGGCCCUGUGUAGACACGAGGUGCAAAGCUGAUUUUCUUCAACCUCAGGAAGAGAACUUGGUGGACGUGUUGCGCCGACAGUACCCCAUUCCAGAGAAGUACAUGCGCGUUAUAGAGAAGAUGGUGGACCCGAGACGAGACAAGACCAGAAUCUCGUUUGUCACUGCAGCCUCGGCCAACCACUUCUACGAGUGCCAGGUUUUGAUGAAGAACUUGAUCGAGAAUGUCUUUCCGAGUUUAUCACAGUUCCGAUUUUAUGUCUACGACCUGGGAUUAACGCCUGAGCAAGUUUCAACGCUCAAGAAACACUGCCCUGUGUGUAUUCUCCGGAAAUUCCCGUUCAGCCAACUACCCCCCGUGUUCAGCAACCUCAAGUCUUACACCUGGAAACCCACUAUAAUACAGGCUCAUCUCCCGGUAUCGAAGUAUGUAUUUUGGAUGGACGCGUCAGUAAGGUUCCUCGUGCGUAAUCUCACGGGAAUACUCGAGACUGUACGAAACCGAGGCAUGAUGAUCUCGCCAUCUCACGUGUCCACGCCGCUGCACACAGACCCAAAAAUGUAUGACUAUUUCGGCGUUGAGCCGUGCCAGAUGUCACGAUUCCGAGAAAUGGAAGGCACAUUUUUGAUAUUCCACAAUGAUGUGUUUACCCAGAAUGCAAUAGUACUUCCUUGGUUGGCGUGCGCAUUCGCACCCAACUGCAUGUACCCCUUCAAAGAAAUACCCGCAUCUUCAAGCCACUAUUCCUGCAAAACGACUCAGAGAAAAUAUGGGACAUGUCACAGAUUUGACCAAGCUGCGCUUAGCACUAUUUUGAUCAAAGUAUUCGCCGAUGAUAUUGGAUAUGUUAUGUUAAAGAAGAACACUAUCAAUGUGAACAAACGCGGGGAAAAGAUUAAGUUUUUCCCAGAAGACAAAUAACAAACGACGACAAAAAUAGUCUGAUACCAGAAUUUGUAAAUAAUACCAGAAAAUGUAAAUAAUGUUCCAAAUGUGAAUAUUUAUUUACCAUUCUAAUAUAAUUUCACAAUUAUAUGAAUUUAAAGUCUGCAAUGAUCUUACACGAGCAGCUACGUUUGUGCAAUGUGCAACUUCACAACUUCAUAAUAUGUUUGUGUUAUUACCGGUUAAGAUCAAACUGUUUUGAAUUUCAUAGAUGACAACAUAUACAACGUGGCUCAUUAAUUGAUUGAUAUUCACAUCACAUUAUGUCUGAGUAAUGUUAAAUAAUUAUGGUAACCCGGAUCUUCGGCGUGACGAUUCCGAAAAGAGGGGUUUCGGUUAGCAAACACGUGUCUGUCAAACAUUGUAAAUAUUCCUGUAAAUAUAGUACAUUUAUAUGUGUCAUGUAUAUAAUUUUCACAACAGCCUUGUAUAUAUUUCAUUUUCCAAAGAAAUGUUAUUUUUCUAUUUUUGUAUCAAUGGAUUAAAAAAUACCCAUCAUG